Messenger RNA from Cryptomeria japonica (Japanese cedar), 1389 nucleotides. Its product is annotated as probable disease resistance protein At4g33300. Bases 1 to 1389 code for a protein of 462 amino acids. The transcript has 4 exons. Gene Ontology annotation, biological process: defense response to fungus. NCBI's taxonomy places the organism in Eukaryota, Viridiplantae, Streptophyta, Pinopsida, Cupressales, Cupressaceae. The record is from RefSeq and is a predicted model, not a curated record.
AUGGAGAUAGUUGCUGAAAAAAAUGACUCGGAAGAAGUAAAAGAUUUACAGCCAUCAAAGAUUCAAAGCCGGGUGUUUGAAGCCAUUGAAGUGCAAGCACAAUGUGGCGGCCUGCCACUUGCUCUAAAGGUGAUCGGAAGAUCUUUGCACGGGGAACCACAACAGGUUUGGGAGAGGGCAAAGAACAAGAUUUCUAGAGGAGAAUCCAUAUCAGCUUAUCACAAAAAUGGGCUACUUAAAUUGUUGGAGAUCAGUAUCGAUUCGUUAGAUGAUGUAGCCAAAGAAUGCUUCUUAGACUUAGCUUUAUUUCCAGAGGACAGGAAAAUCUGUGCCGAUGCACUGUUGGACAUAUGGGUUUAUGUUCGGAAGUUACAGCGGCAUGACGCUUUGUCCAUCUUAUCGGAUCUUGCAAGCAGAAACCUGUUGAAUUUGACUAGCACGCCAAGGAGAACAAUAGCAAUCUCACAUGAAAAUGUCUCGGAGCUGUACUUUUCUCAGCAUAGUGUAAUGCGUGAACUUGCCAUCCAUUUGGGAUGCCGAGGCAGUGUAGUCCACAGCAAGAGGUUUCUAAUGGAUAUGAAGGAGCAAAGUUUGCCUGAAAAAUGGGAGUUUCUUAAUCAUACUGCAUGCGAUGUUCAAGUGCUGUCCAUUCAUACAGGUCCGAUGGAGGCAAGCAACUGGUAUGAGAUGAAUUUACCUGAGACAGUAGCUCUUUUGUUAUUCUUUACUUCAAGUGAAUACUCUCUUCCCCCAUUUCUGAGGUCUAUGAAGAAUCUAAAAUUUCUAAUGAUAUUGAAUUAUGGGACAAAGAAGGCAACUGUAAAAGGUCUAGAUGCUUUAUCUUCGCUCACUGAACUCAAGUGUGUCCGCUUGGAGAGGUUGAUUGCACCCCUUGUUCAAAAACAAAGGACAGAACUCUCAAACUUAGAGAAGUUAUCUUUAAGCUUAUGCGAAGGAUUUGAAUAUGUAUCCACAUUCAACAUUACCAAGCUGCGGGAGUUUAACAUUGAUCACUCAAGCAACUUGGAGGAGGUGCCAAUUAGUUUCUGUUAUAUGCCUUCUGUUAAGAUGUGGUCUAUUAGCAACUGCCACCUGGUUCAGAAGUUACCUUAUGAACUUGGGAAUAUGAACUCUCUCAGAAUGCUGAGGUUAUCAGCGUUACCGGGCUUAAAAGAGCUUCCACCAUCGAUUGGAAAACUUCGGCCGUUGGAAUGUCUAGACAUCUCGUUCUGCGAGGGGCUCAGAGAACUUCCAGUUGAAAUAGGGCAACUAAAGAAAUUGAGUGAGUUUGAUAUGAGGGAAUGUUCUCGUUUGAAGAGGUUGCCAAGAGCUGUUUGUGAACUGAAUUCCCUCAAGCUGGUUAUUUCUGAUGAGAAGAUUGUGAAGUAG